Sebastes umbrosus (honeycomb rockfish) is the source of this 1571-nucleotide messenger RNA. It is a transcript of the gene commd5, whose product is annotated as COMM domain containing 5. Lineage: Eukaryota; Metazoa; Chordata; Actinopteri; Perciformes; Sebastidae. The record is from RefSeq and is a predicted model, not a curated record. Gene Ontology annotation, cellular component: nucleus. Bases 190 to 825 code for a protein of 211 amino acids. The transcript is spliced from 7 exons.
UCCUUAACAUUUGGCGGAAGUUGUCACCGCGAGACUCCCGGGAGCGAGCACAGCGUCAUGUGACGCGAAGGCGGAAGCUGUCACAUAAACAGAGAACUAGCUUAAAGAAGAGCACAAACUGUCAGUACAGAGAUUUAUCAUUUUACUAUCUGUUAUCUGUUAUCCCAGCAUAUUAGUUCAUGGUAAGUCAUGUCUUCUAGUCAUACAAGGGACUCCAGCUUUCUGGGAGGCAGAAUACCUCCAGAAAUAGAGUCAAUGUCGAAAAACCUGAAAGAUGUGGACCAAGAGCUGUUCAGAAGAAUACUGAAAGCUGUGGUCAGCGCCCUGGAGGGGAAGGACUGCAGAGAUGUGAUGAAGUCGAUAGCAGAGAGCAGCACCAUUCCCCAGGAGAGGCUCAGUCACAUCGUAGCUGGGAUGUACAGAGUGCUGUCUGAGGCCAUCCGCAUCCCCACAUCAUCACUGAAACAGGAGGCCUUCAGAGAAGAUCUUAAAGAACUGAGGAUACCUGAAGACUUCAUCACAGAUUUCUCCAGUGUGGUUUUUGGCAACAAGCGCGCAGCUCUAGAUGCAUCAACCUCCCAGAAAGAUCCCCACCUCCCCUCAUUAGAAGACUUCAAAUGGAGAGUGGAUGUCGCCAUUUCAACAAGCUCUUUAGCCAGGGCCCUGCAGCCUUCUGUUCUGAUGCAGAUGAAACUAUCAGACGGGAGCUUUCAGCGCUUUGAGGUGCCCGUGUCUAAAUUCCAGGAGCUGCGUUACAACGUGGCUCUGAUCCUCAAAGAGAUGAACGACCUGGAGAAGAGGAACAUUCUCCAAAUCCAAGACUGAUACACCACGCAGGCCUGGUAUUUAAUUCAGCUCCUCUCUACUUAGUUUUUUUUGUAAAUAGCACUGAAUGGCGCUCAUCUAAAUCAUUUUUGAUAUAAUAUAAUGAAAGAUAAGAAUAAUCUGCCUGUCAUGAUGUUAUGAUUUGAUGGUGUUGGCAUCCAACAUACUUAACUGCAGUGCAAAAUGAUAAGAAUAACUGGCUGCACCACAGGAGUACCUUAUACUGACCAUACUGAAGACAAAAACACAAUGACUCACAGCCGAUAUUUAAAAAGAAAUCUGUAAAAUCACUCUUUACCUUGCCUUGUUGUAAACUGCACAUAUUAGCAUCAUUAAAUUCAGUGAUAAUUGGGAGAUCUGAGAUGGCUGCAAAGCCUCCAUUGUGCCAAAAUACAAAUGCAGUCAAGUGAGCACUCUCUUACUAAGUAGCCAGUUUAACUGGUGUCAUGUGAUCUGGUCUGUUUGAGACUGAACAUUUUGUCCACAUGGUUCCGGAAACAUGAGGAUGUACAAAUCAAAGAAUGUACCAGUCAACCAAUGAACCAUUUGUUUCUACUCAUGUUUUUUUAUAUGUAUGUAAUUCAAGCCAGUGACAGAACAAAAGGUUUACUUGUCUUUUGGGUUGUAGCACUAUUGUAUAAAAAGUAAAAUGCUGAGUUAUUUUGUAUGUUUGCCAUAAUAACAUCAAGAAUUUUUACCUCUUAAACCACAUUUCUCUAAUAAAAGCUGUCUAUUCCUGUAUUUGU